This is a messenger RNA of Emiliania huxleyi CCMP1516, 351 nucleotides long. RefSeq lists its product as hypothetical. The record is from RefSeq and is a predicted model, not a curated record. The transcript has 2 exons. Lineage: Eukaryota; Haptophyta; Isochrysidales; Noelaerhabdaceae. The coding region runs from base 1 to 351 and encodes 116 amino acids.
AUGCUCCCGCCAUCGUUUUGCCGCGCGCCGCUCCGCCUCUGCGCCGUCGGGCUGCAGACCUCCGCCUCGGCGCGCUCGGUUCUCUUCCCGGCGGUCCAGAAUGACUCUGCCGUCCGGACCGACCCUGCGUCGGCGCCAAGCGGGCCCUCGGAGGGCCUGCCCUCGGGCGACGGUGCGGCCGUCCGCCCUUACCCUAGCCUGUGGCUCUCGAUGUCCGACGAGCCCGCCGACAACGGCUUCGACUCACCCGACCUCUCGCCGCCCGCGUCGAGACCUUCGGGGCUCGCGGCCGCGUACAAGCGCCGCAAAAUGGAGACUCCGGCGGCGGCUCGGGCGGCGCAGGCGCGGUAG